AUGUGACUAAAAUGUCUUUACUUUGUGCUCAGUAGAUUUGUAGACAUGUUUACAGGGAAUCCUAGGCAGCACCUCCCAGUGUGAGGUGGGGAUUCAGCUCGCUUUGCUUUUUAACCAAAUUACCGAGACGUUUGUCAGUUCAGUGUUGAGCACAGAGACUGCAGCAGGACUGAACACUCUGCUCUGUAACACACCGAGACUCAACUUAGUCCAUUUUAACCUUAAUAACGUCCCUGUUCCAGUGUGAUCAUGUACCGGUACCUGGGAGAGCUCCUUACCCGGACUGGAGGCAGCGCUCUGGCCUCGGGACUCGGCGAUGCCUCUCUGCCGGCCUCGGCGUCUGUCAUGCGGCUGCGGCGCUACAGCGAAGCCGUGGGCAAAGAUGAAGACGACCCAAACUUUUUCCGCAUGGUGGAGGGUUUUUUCGACCGCGGUGCUGCUAUCGUCGAGGACAAACUCGUGGAAGACCUGAAGACCAGAGAGACACCCGAGCAGAAGAGGCAUCGAGUCCGAGGGAUCUUGAAAAUCAUAAAGCCUUGUAACCACGUCCUGGCCGUGAAUUUCCCUCUAAAGCGAGACAACGGCGAGUGGGAGAUGAUCGAGGGCUACCGAGCCCAGCAUAGCCAGCACAGGACACCCUGUAAAGGAGGCAUCCGUUAUAGCACAGAUGUGUGCGUCGAUGAAGUUAAAGCUUUAGCUUCGUUGAUGACGUACAAAUGCGCUGUCGUCGAUGUACCUUUUGGUGGAGCGAAAGCUGGGGUGAAGAUCAAUACCAAGAAUUAUUCCGACAAUGAGCUGGAGAAAAUUACAAGACGUUUCACCAUUGAGCUGGCUAAGAAAGGAUUUAUUGGGCCAGGUAUUGAUGUUCCUGCUCCUGACAUGAGCACCGGUGAGAGGGAAAUGUCUUGGAUUGCUGACACGUACGCCAACACCAUGGGUCACCAUGACAUCAACGCCCAUGCAUGUGUGACAGGGAAGCCCAUUAGCCAGGGCGGCAUCCAUGGGCGCAUCUCAGCCACCGGACGAGGAGUUUUCCACGGUAUCGAGAACUUCGCCAACGAAGCUGCCUUCAUGAGUCAGAUUGGUUUGACUCCAGGCGUUAAAGACAAGACCUUCGUUAUUCAGGGCUUUGGUAAUGUGGGCCUGCACUCCAUGCGCUACAUGCACCGCUUUGGGGCGAAGUGUGUAGGAGUAGGGGAGUGGGACGGAAGCAUCUGGAACCCUGCCGGCAUCGACCCCAAGGAGCUGGAAGACUACAAGCUGGCAAAUGGUACCAUUGUCGGCUUUCCCAAGGCUUCUCCCUACGAAGGCAGCAUCUUGGAGGCUGAAUGUGACAUUUUGAUUCCUGCUGCUAGUGAGAAGCAACUUACCAAGAUGAACGCCAGAAAGGUCAAGGCUAAGAUCGUUGCUGAGGGAGCCAACGGCCCCACCACCCCUGAAGCCGAUAAGAUAUUCCUUGAAAGGAAUAUUAUGGUGAUUCCUGACAUGUACCUGAACGCUGGUGGUGUGACCGUUUCUUACUUCGAGUGGCUGAAGAAUCUGAACCAUGUCAGCUACGGCAGACUGACCUUCAAAUAUGAGCGAGACUCCAACUACCAUCUCCUCAUGUCUGUGCAGGAGAGUCUGGAGAGGAAGUUUGGAAAGCAUGGUGGCGCAAUCCCUGUGGUCCCAACCUCUGAAUUUCAGGCCAGGAUUUCUGGUGUCCACUGCCUUGUGCCUCCAGUCUCCUGCGAUAGGCUUCAGGUUCCCUGCGACUCAGGAGCGUCUGAGAAGGACAUCGUGCACUCUGGACUGGCCUACACCAUGGAGCGCUCUGCCAGGCAAAUUAUGCGCACAGCCAACAAGUACAACCUGGGGCUGGACCUGCGGACCGCGGCCUACGUCAACGCCAUCGAGAAAGUCUUUAAAGUGUACCAUGAGGCUGGCCUCACUUUCACUUAAACACCCAACCGGAUCUGUCUGCAUGUCUGUCCGUCCAUCUCUACAGACACUCUGCAUCUUCACUGCCUUUUCCCCAUCCAAUAUUUUUCAGUUUACAUUUAACAUUCGUAUAUAAAAUGUUUGUAUCAAUAUGCCAUAUGUAUCCUAUGGCUUUAAGUUUCCUUCCCUCACAGCUUUUAUUCACUCCAUAGCACAAAAGCUCUGUUAUUCUUUCAACACCUAGUCAUGUAUGUCUACUCUGAGAGUAAUAUCUUGCCCGAAAAAUGCCAAAGAGGAUGUUAUUUAUACUGUAUAAUGCACAUUUUCUCUUAAUCACCGCUGUGUUCUUUUCAGGGAAGUUUUAACUCCAGCUCUUCAACACGUCAUAUGCAAAAAUCCGUCCAGCCUUAAUAUUGCACAUUGUACAGCAAUUUUUUUAAGGGAAAUUUUCUCUUUAAACCUACCAAUGGCUUGCAAAGGUCAAUAAUGAAGGCAAUGCACGGAAAAUGAUCUCAGGCUUUUAUAUAUUAUCAAAUCGCACAGAUGUGUAUUUAUCUGUUAUUGCACUUGGUUUAGGCUUUUAUUAUUAAAAAAUAUAUAUGGUGCUCCUUUUUUUUUGCCUAAUAUUCAACUGUUACUUUACGCCAAAUGCUUCCAUGGUGAAAGGUAUGAUUCGUGUCUUAAUGGUAAACAUGCAGAAUGUAUACUGUACCUUUAUAGUAUAGUAUGUAUAAAGGUAAGGGAUUGUGUUUGGGAACAAAUGGUUUAUUUUCUUAAAAAUAUGAGCAUUGAAUAUGACACAAAGUGACUUUGAAUCUUUUUGGGAGGAGUUUUUAAAGCUUCGUUUAGAUAAAAUAUAAUAAAAUGUAUAGACGGUG
This is a messenger RNA of Tachysurus fulvidraco (yellow catfish), 2798 nucleotides long. It is a transcript of the gene glud1a, whose product is annotated as glutamate dehydrogenase 1a. Bases 250 to 1941 code for a protein of 563 amino acids. Gene Ontology annotation, biological process: L-glutamate catabolic process. The transcript is spliced from 14 exons. The record is from RefSeq and is a predicted model, not a curated record. Gene Ontology annotation, molecular function: L-glutamate dehydrogenase (NAD+) activity. Gene Ontology annotation, cellular component: mitochondrion. Lineage: Eukaryota; Metazoa; Chordata; Actinopteri; Siluriformes; Bagridae.